This is a messenger RNA of Sorex fumeus (smoky shrew), 2253 nucleotides long. RefSeq names its product coiled-coil domain containing 13 (gene CCDC13). The coding region runs from base 78 to 2213 and encodes 711 amino acids. NCBI's taxonomy places the organism in Eukaryota, Metazoa, Chordata, Mammalia, Eulipotyphla, Soricidae. Gene Ontology annotation, cellular component: centriolar satellite. Gene Ontology annotation, biological process: cytoplasmic microtubule organization; non-motile cilium assembly. The transcript is spliced from 16 exons. The record is from RefSeq and is a predicted model, not a curated record.
GGCAGCGCGUGCGGGUGUCCAGCAGGAGUGACGGAGCCGCGGCGGCCGUAGAAGGGAGGAGCAGAGUGACCGCUAAUAUGAUGGGGACGGACGAGAUGGCGCAGGACACUCUGCGGCUGCAGUUCAAGGCCAUGCAGGAGAUGCAGCAGAGAAGGCUACAGAAGCAGAUGGAGAAGCAGAGGGACAAGGAGCUGAGCCUCAAGACCAUCGUGGAGGACCAGAAGGAGCCCGUGGGGAUGUCUGCCGGCCUCAGCGUUCUCCAAGCCAGGGAGCAGAGUUCACUCAGCAGCUUCCAGCAGAGGGUGUUUGAAGACGAGAUUCAACAGCUUCGCGAUCAGCUCAGAGAAACAGCGGAUGAGAAUGGACGGCUGUAUAAGCUGCUGAAGGAACGGGACUUUGAAAUCAAGCACCUCAAAAAGAAAAUAGAGGAGGACAGAUUUGCUUUCACAGGGACGGCCGGUGUUGCUGGGGAUGUGAUCGCCACAAAAAUCGUGGAGCUGUCCAAGAGGAACAGGAUGCUGAUGGCCGAGUCCGAGGGUGCCAAGAGCAGAGUGAAGCAGCUGAACCAUCGCAUCCAGGAGCUGGAGCGGGAACUGCAGAUGGUUCCAGCCAAGGCGCCGGCAAAGGGUGGCAAGUCUCCGAAGGCGCAGCUGGGAGACAGGAUCUUGCCCGAGGCCCCCGUGAUCAAGGUCCUGCAGGACAGGCUGGCAGCGGCCAACCUGAAGAUGAGUGAACUCCGCAACCAGGUGCAGUCUGUGAAGCAGGAGCUCCGCAUGGCGCAGAAGGUUCUGGUCAGCGAGGUUGGGGAGGAUGUAAAUGUCCAGCAGCUCCUGUCCUCGCCAGGCACCUGGAGGGGCCGGGCACAGCAGAUCCUGGUUCUGCAGAGCAAGGUCCGAGAGCUGGAGAAGCAGCUGGGACAGACCCGGGGCCGGUCCGCGGGGACAGACAGUGAGGUGCUGUCGCUCUACCCCGACACCCGGAAGCUGUCGGCGCAGGAGAAAAACCUGCUGCGGAUCCGAGCACUGGAGAAGGAGAAACAGGAAGGCUGGGAGAAACUGGCCGGGGAGCGGGACGCCCUCCAGAGAGAGCUGGAGGAGACGAGGAGGAAGCUCGAGGCCGUGAAGUCCCGCAACAAGGUGCUGGCCGGAGAGGUGAAGACGCUCAAGAGUCAGAUGGGGACCCUGGCGGAGAAGGGCAGGCACGACGACGAGCUCAUCGACGCCCUCAUGGACCAGCUGAAGCAGCUGCAGGAGAUCCUGGGCAGCCUGAGCCUGCAGGAGGAGAAGUCACGCGCGUCCCAGCAGCGCCUAGACCAGCAGCUCAACAGCGAGGCCCAGCGCAGCAGCAGCCUGGUGGCCCAGCUGCAGGCCAUGGUGGCCGAGCGGGAGGCCAAGGUGCGGCAGCUGGAGCUGGAGAUCGGGCAGCUCAGCACGCAGUAUCUGCGGAAUAAAGGAAUGGGGGAGGGGCCAGGUGGGCCCGAGGCCAACCCUGUCUACCCGAAGGGCGUGGAGGACCCCAGUUCGAACAAGCCCCCUGCCUCAGCGGGUGACCACGCCAGCCGACUGGGAUUCUCUCGCUCCGUGACCAGCCUGGGCCACAUGCUGGUGGAAUCUUCUCUCACGUGGCCUUCCCUGCCCAGUCCUCACAGGGCCUCGCCCAGGUUCUCCGACUCCCCUGAACAGAAAGGCUGGCAGGCACAGGUGACAGAGUUCAAGGCCCUCUGGCAGGCCACCGAGGUGGAGCGCGACCGGCUCACCGAGUUUGUCUCUGUCCUACAGAAACGGGUGGAGGAGAGCAACCACAAGCUGCUGGAGUCAGAGCGGCAGCGGCAGGAAGAGCGGCAGCGUUCCGUGGUUCUGGAGCAACACCUGGAGAAGAUGCGUCUGGAGCCUGUGCGGACGGCGGCGCCCCAGAGAGCCGCCUCCCGGAGCAGGACAGGUCAGCCCCCCGCCAGCAGCAGACGCGACUCGAGUGGGAGCGAGAGGAAGGAGCCCUCGCUGGCCCAGCUCUCCGGGGUGCCCCUGGAAUCCCAGCUGGAGGAGCUGACCGCCAGGCUGGCCAUCCAGGUGGAGGAGAACGAAAUGCUGAGGGCGGCCCUGGGCAGCGCCCUGCAGGGGAAGGAGGAGGACAUCCGGAUGUACCAUGAGACCCUGGGCCAGGUGAAAGGGGUCUUCCUGCAGGCCCUGCGACAGCAGAAGGUGGACAAGCGCUAGCCUGAGGCCGCGGCCCCCAGGACUUCGUCUGUGCCCCAGG